UUGUCGUUGUUCAUGAUGUUUUAAUGUCAUAUAAUGUUCAGGAUGUUACUUCUUUGCAUAAUGCUGAGUCUUAUAAAUUUAAAUGUGUUUCUGUUUUCUUUAUGUAUUCUAGUUUUAUAUGUGUACCUAAUGGAAUGCCUAUUCCACUUGAUGAAGAUUUACUUAAAAAGUUACCUAUACUUGAACCUGAUGCACCAGAAGAGAUCAACAAGUUAGUUGAGUUUCAACUUCAGUAUAGAGAUAUAAGAGCUGUUGAUUUAUACAAUUCAAACAAAAUACUUGAAGGUAUUGUUAUGAUUUGUCCUUAUUUUCUAUCAUAUUUGGUUAAUCCUUUCUUGGCUAUAAUGGAAAAAUUUGCAAGUACACAAAACAAAAAGCAAUGGGAAAUUAGACCGAUUCUGCCUGCUAAAGUAGAUCAUGUAUCAUAUAAGAGAAACAAAUGUUCAGAUUGGCUUGAUAACCAACCUCCAAGAUUAGUUCUUUAUGUAUUUUUUGGAUCAUCAACUACAUUUUCUGAUAAAGAAGUGAUGGAGCUCAUGAUGGGACUAGAGCGUAGCAAACAGAAGUUCGUAUGGGUGUUUAGAGAUGGUGAAAGAGGUAAUAUUUUUAGUGAGGAAGCUAGAAGAUUUGAGUUGCCAGAUGGGUUUGAAGAAAGAAUAGAAGGUUUCAGGUUAGUGGUCAGAGAAUGGGCGCCACAACUUGAAAUCUUGGCUCAUUCUUCCACAGGGGGGUUCAUGAGUCAUUGCGGAUGGAAUUCUUGCAUAGAGUGUAUUACUGCGGGGGUACCAAUGGCUGCUUGGGCUAUGCAUUCUGAACAGCCACCUAAUGCUUUCUUUGUGACAGAAAUCUUGAAAACAGGCCUUCUCGUUAGGGAGUGGAAGAAACACGAGGAACUUGUCACUGCAUCCGCCAUUGAGAAUGUUACGAGGAAGUUAAUGGCAUCAGAAGAAGGCGACAAGAUUAGGAAAAGAGCAGAAGAAUUGGGAGCAUCAGUAAGGGAGUCCAGAGAAAGGAGGUGCUUCUCAACUGGAGUUAUAUUCUUUCAUUGCUCAUAUUACUAG
Solanum stenotomum is the source of this 1061-nucleotide messenger RNA. Its product is annotated as zeatin O-xylosyltransferase-like. The transcript is spliced from 2 exons. Bases 24 to 1061 code for a protein of 345 amino acids. The record is from RefSeq and is a predicted model, not a curated record. NCBI's taxonomy places the organism in Eukaryota, Viridiplantae, Streptophyta, Magnoliopsida, Solanales, Solanaceae. Gene Ontology annotation, molecular function: UDP-glycosyltransferase activity.